Molecule: messenger RNA, 5770 nt
Organism: Cynoglossus semilaevis (tongue sole)
Lineage: Eukaryota; Metazoa; Chordata; Actinopteri; Pleuronectiformes; Cynoglossidae
Product: unconventional myosin-IXa-like
Exons: 32
Coding region: 386-5743 (1785 amino acids)
Biological process (GO): intracellular signal transduction; establishment of epithelial cell apical/basal polarity
Cellular component (GO): axonal growth cone; actin filament; myosin complex
Molecular function (GO): actin filament binding; ATP binding; GTPase activator activity
Source: RefSeq, a predicted model, not a curated record
AGAGAGGAGAGGAGAGGAGGAGGAGAGGAGAGGGAAGAAGAAGGUGAGCAGAGUGUUUAAUCCUGUCUUCAGUUCCCAGGUCUUCAGACCAUAGACAGUUGGUGAGGAGCACCACUGAGUAACAACAUGUUCUUUUAUUAUCUUUUUUACUAAUUCAAAGUUAAAGAAUUAUCUCUGCAGUAUAUCACAGUAACUGCAGAAACAUGUUUGUUACUGUGUAGAACGUCUGUGUGUGUGUGUGUGUGUGUCCGAUAACUGUCAGUCCUGAACCUGGUCCUGAUAAAAUCACUGUCUCUUUAGUUUCCCUCAGGCGUCCAAUCAGACCUUGCUGGACAAGUUCAAGCGUCAGCACGAAGGAAACAGUUACAUCGAGUUCCCCGCUGUCAUGGAGCCUGCCUUCAUCAUCAGACACUACGCUGGGAAAGUCAAGUAUGGAGUCAAGGACUUCAGGGAGAAGAACACCGACCACAUGCGUCCUGACAUUGUGGCCUUGCUGAAGAGCAGCAAGAACGCCUUCAUCUGCGGCCUGAUGGGAAUCGACCCUGUGGCCACUUUCCGCUGGGCCGUGCUGCGAGCUUACUUCAGGGCCAUGGUGGCUUUUAGGGAGGCGGGCUGCAGACACACCCACAAGAAGACAGGGAACGACGCACCUGUCCCCUGCACCGUGGUCAAAUCUGUCAACAGCUUCAGUUUCCUGCACCACCCUGUUCACCAGAGGAGCCUGGAGAUCCUCCAGAGAUGCAAAGAUGAGAAAUACAGUAUCACAAGGAAAAACCCCAGAACUCCUCUGUCCGACCUUCAAGGCACCAACACCAUGAAUGAGAAGGCCACCUGGGAUGGCUACGGCCUUGGCUGUAAUGGUCGCAGCUCCAGGUCCAGUCGUCUGUCCUCCACAGGAAGUCCCGCCCUGGAAGAGGAUGGCAUCUUCCUCAACACUACCAACAGCAAACUCCUGGAAAGAGCUCAGGGAAUCCUGAUGAGAAACAAAAACAGCAAAAGCAAGUCGACACUCCCCAAGCAUCUGUUGGACGUGAAGUCUUUGCGUCACCUGAGCAGCGUGACUCUCCACGACCGCAUCACCAAGUCUCUGCUUCACCUGCACAAGAAGAAGAAACCUCCCAGCAUCAGUGCGCAGUUCCAGGCGUCCCUCAAUAAACUGAUGGAGACUCUGGAUCAGUCGGAGCCAUAUUUUGUGAAAUGCAUUCGAUCCAAUGCUGAGAAGCUGCCGCUGCGCUUCAACGACAGUCUGGUGCUCAGACAGCUCAGAUACACAGGAAUGCUGGAGACCGUCCGCAUCCGACAGUCGGGAUACAGCAUCAAAUACACGUUCCAGGACUUUGUGCAUCACUUCCAUGUGCUGCUGCCUCGAGGCAUGAGCCCAACCAAGUCUGCUAUCAGGGACUUCUUCAGAAAAGUGCACCUGCCACCUGCUGGAUAUCAAGUGGGCAGCACCAUGGUGUUUCUGCGGGAGGCGGAGCGUCAGCGGCUUCAGACGCUCCUCCAUCAGGAGGUCCUGCGACGGAUCGUCACACUGCAGCGUCGCUUCAGGGCCAUGCUGGAGAGAAAGCACUUUGUCAACAUGAGACGAUCUGCUUCUACCAUUCAGUGUUGGUGGCGCUGCUGUCUGCUCAAGCAGUCCGCCAUUGACUCCGCUAUAGAGGAGGAGGCCGCUGUUUGUCUGCAGGCGGCCUGGAAGAGCUACGUGCAGCGCAGGAAGUUCCUGCAGUGGCGAGAAUCUGCCGUCGUCAUCCAGAGGAGUUGGAGGAGCUGCCGUCAGCGCAGGUGGACGGCAGCGGUGACGCUCCAAACGGCCUGGAGACGAUUCAGAGAGAGGAGUCUCUACUGUCGGACAGUCAGGACCGUGAGGCAGCUGCAGGCCGUGGGCAGAGGACACCUGGCUCGGCUGAGGUUCAGAGACCUAAAGGAGCAGCAUGAAAGUCUGAGGGAUGUGGUGAUAGACCACCAAACCAUGGAGGAGGUCACAGAGGUGACACAGGAACCUUGUGCCCAGGACUUUUCAGAACAUUCCAGUGCCGUCAUGUUGGACGCAGGAGAGACAGAAAAAGAAGAGGAGUCGGAGCGGAGCAGGAGCGUCGACGAGAACAGCCACAAGAACCGAUCGAAGCGAAAGAGCAGACGGAUGAGGGAGCUGGAGCAGGCUCAGUUCAGCUUAGAGCUGCUGAAGGUCCGCAGCAACAGCAUGGGAGGUUCCGUGCACGAGGAUUCAGUCUUGGAGAGCAGCGGUUCUCAGAUGGAGGAACACCACAGCCGUUCUCCUCCAGGAUCUCCAGCCAGUCGUGGCAAUUCUGAACUUUUCAGUGAAGAAACUAUGGAGACUGGAGGCUCCGUAGGUUCGACUGCUCCUCAACAGAUACAGUCUGAAGAUGGAGACGGUCACCUUCACGGGGGUCUGCGAGAUGCCAACCACAAUGAAAAGCCAAUGAUGGAAGCUCCCAGGGCAACUUUUUACAUCGCUUCUGACCAAAGUCCAAUCCAUGAGCCAAAAUUAGAAAGCCCCAGAAAAUCCCACAAAGAUCGAAGACAGUCCACGUCCAGGAGACCUGUCGUGGUUCUGAUCAGUAUGCAGAAGGAGAGCCCUGUGGAUGAGGUGAAGCUGCUGGCAGAGCAAACACAAGAAGGAGGAGCUCUUCAAGGUGGAACCUCAGCUCCAGAGCCCAGCAGCACAGUGGCUGCAGGCCUGGAGGUGGCGUCAGAAAACACAUCUGCUGCAGGACCUGUUACACAGGCCGGGGGAGAAGGUCUAGAUGAAAGCUCAGCCGCUGAUGGUCCCAGUCCAGAUGUUUGUUCCUCAGAAGUGGACAUCAAGAUCACCAUGAAGGCCAAGCCCUCAGGUCGGCAGGGAAAGACUGUGUCCAAACCAGCGCAGGGUGUUCCCAGUCCAGUCCUGGACACCAAACCCCCCAAAGCUCAGAAGAAAAGCUCCGCCCAGUCUGUGAUUGUCAACAUGGUGGAGAAACCGCCCAGCAUGGUUUUCUCGCCACCACGACGCAAACUACCGUUUUCCAAAUCGGACAAGGAUUUGGUGAAUCAUGAACGAUCGUUCUCCAUGUUUAGAGACUACUCUAAAACAUCUGGAUUCUCGAACUCAGAGGUGGGGCGUCCGGGCCCUAAAAAGAAAGCACGAAUGUCCCGGACUCGCUCCGACUUCCUCACCCGCUGUAACUCUGAGGGAGCGACACAGUCCGACGACGACGACGACGAAUACUACGUCCCCUCCCACUCGUGCACGCUGCCCCACUCCCUGUCUCCCUUACACACCCACCCCGAAGCCGACUGUCACAGUGACUCCGAGAUGUCUCAUAAAGACCAGAAGAAGAUUCAUAAGACCAUGUCAUCAGGAGACCUGGGCAAGGUGGACGUCCUCAGGAAAACGCCCAGUCAAGACGGAAGCAGGAGGAGAGGGAAGAUGCGAUUUUGGGGUAAACCCAAGCAAGGAGAGAAAAAACUGUCCAAAGAAAAGCAGACGAGCAGAAGCGAAUCAACGGAAACAUGUGAAGACCUGUCUCCUCCUCACAGUCCUGACCUGGAGGAGGCGUCCUCUCAGAGCGUCAGGGACAGUAAAGAGAACAAGGAGCCAUCUCCUAAAAUGAGGCGACGUCGCAGUGUGAAGAUCAGCAGCAUUGCUCUGGAACCCGCCCAGUGGCAGAACGACGCACUGCACAUCCUCACGUCAGCCCAUGACUUCCGCAGCAUGAACGACUUUCUCUUGAAGAAGAUUGCUGACCUUGACUCUGAAGACAGCAAGAAGGACACCAUGGUUGACGUGGUCUUCAAAAAGGCACUGAAGGAGUUCAGGAUCAACAUCUUCAACUCCUACUCCACUGCUCUGGCUAUGGAUGAUGGGAAGAGCAUCCGUUACAAGGAUCUCUAUGCCCUGUUCGAGCACAUCCUGGAGAAGACCAUGCGUCUGGAGCAGAGAGACUGGAGCGAGUCGCCCGUCAAAGUGUGGGUCAACACGUUCAAGGUGUUCCUGGAUGAGUUCAUGACAGAGUUUAAGCCCAUGGAGGGGACCGUCGGAAGGGCUCUAAAACGAGAACGCAAGAAGUCGAGGAAGAAAGACACAGACGUUGUGGAGGAACACAAUGGUCACAUCUUCAAGUCCACCCAGUACAGCAUCCCCACCUACUGCGAGUACUGCUCCUCUCUGAUCUGGAUGAUGGACCGAGCCUGCGUCUGCAAACUGUGCCGUUACGCCUGCCACAGAAAAUGCUGCUCCAGGAUGACAUCCAAGUGCAGUAAAAAGUUUGAUCCAGAGCUGUCGUCUCGGCAGUUUGGCGUAGAGCUGUCCCGGCUGACCAGCGAGGAGCGGGCGGUGCCUCAGCUGGUGGAAAAACUCAUCAACUACAUUGAGAUGCACGGCCUCUACACAGAGGGGAUCUACAGGAAGUCGGGCUCCACCAAUAAGAUUAAAGAACUGCGUCAGGGUCUGGACACAGAUGUGAACAGUGUGAAUCUGGACGACUACAACAUCCACGUCAUUGCCAGUGUUCUCAAACAGUGGCUGCGGGACCUGCCCAGCCCUCUGAUGACCUUUGAACUGUACGAGGAAUUCCUGAGAGCCAUGGGUCAGCCAGACAAGCGGGAGGUGAUCCGAGGGGUGUACUCGGUCAUCGACCAGCUGAGCAGGACACACUUGAGCACACUGGAGCGCCUCAUUUUCCAUCUGGUCAGGAUUACACUGCAGGAGGAGACCAACAGGAUGUCAGCCAACGCUCUUGCCAUCGUGUUUGCCCCCUGCGUCCUGCGUUGCCCUGACUCCAUUGACCCUCUGCAGAGUGUCCAAGACAUCAGCAAAACUACCGCGUGUGUGGAGCUCCUCGUCAACGAGCAGAUGAGAAAAUACCGAGCUCGGCUGAAGGACAUCAGCAGCCUAGAGUUCGCUGAGAGCAAAGCCAAGAGCAGACUGACCCACAUCAGGAGGUCCAUGAAACCAGUACUAAUUGCUGUUAGGUUCAUGAGCAUUACCCGCACUGCCACCCCGAGCAAAAGCCGCGUUCGACAAUGCAACCCCCACUCGUUCUCGCCUCCUCACAGCCCCAGAGCGCCCCCUGAGUUGGAUGCAGAAAGUGCCGGAGGAGGAAGUGGAGAGGACGCUCCAGAGUCGGGGCUGAACGAGCAGCAGCAGCUGGAGAUGCAGCAGGAGGAGCGGAUCCUCACCGAGCAGAUCGAGAGCCUGCAGAAGGAGAAGGAAGAGCUGACGUACGAGAUGUUGAUCUUGGAGCCUCGGGUGUCUGAUGACGAAACUCCUGAAUCUGAGGCUUCCAUCGGGACAGCAGACAGCUCUGAAAACAUAACCAUGGAGACCAUAGGAGCCGCCUCCAACGCCUCAGAACACGGCACUUACCGCUCUAGGAAGUUGGAGACAAAAAGCAGACGAGCGCUCCGUCGUCAGCCAGACUCCCAGGACUCGGCAGAUUCCACCUCCACCAUCUCCUCCUCCUACCACCCGUCCUCCUCUCUCUCCUCCUCUAACGCCUCUGCCUCUCCAUCCCCUCACUACCGGUUCCGCUCCUCUUCUUCGGGGCCCCUGCUCACUUCCUGUGGUUUGGGGGCCCCGCUGGCUGAGGCAGAGAUGGGUCACAGAUCCGGUAAGAUCCAGCCCAGACUCAGACUGAGCCGCAGCUCACCACGAGAGCCCUCUGCCUCUCACCGCAGGGAGUCGGACUUCAGCUCGGGGCCGCAGCAGCUGGUUCUGUAUGGCAGCAACGAGUUCAUGGUUUGAAGCAGAGGAGGACAAAAAAUAACGCCG